Messenger RNA from Nicotiana tabacum (common tobacco), 1164 nucleotides. Lineage: Eukaryota; Viridiplantae; Streptophyta; Magnoliopsida; Solanales; Solanaceae. The record is from RefSeq and is a predicted model, not a curated record.
AUGGAGCACUUAAGGAAAGUUUUCCAAGUCUUGCGGGAGAAUGAGCUAUACAUCAAGAGGGAUAAAUGCGAGUUUGCACAAUCAAAUGUGCACUUCUUAGGCCAUGUUAUUAGCAAUGGCAAGCUACGCAUGGACGAGGAUAAGGUACGUGCUAUCCAGGAGCGGGAGGCACCUAUAAAGGUAAAUGAGUUGAGAUCCUUCCUUGGCCUUGUUAACUACUAUCAUCGUUUCAUCAGUGGCUACUCAGCAAAAGUUGCACCAUUGACUGAGUUGCUAAAGAAGAACAAGACAUGGGUUUGGACGGAGCAUUGUCAAAAGGCGUUUGAAGGCCCUAAGGCAGCUGUAACAGAGGAGUCAGUCUUGGCGCUACCUAACUUUGCCAAUACAUUUGAGGUGCACACAGAUGCCUCAGACUUUGCCAUUGGGAGUGUCCUAAUGCAGGAUAAGCAUCCCAUAGCAUUUGAGAGCUGUAAGUUAAAUGAGACGGAGCGGCGUUACAUGGUGCAAGAGAAGGAAAUGAUUGCCAUUGUGCAUUGCCUUCACUUGUCUUGUCUGUCAGCAGACAAGGUUGAGCAACAACAACCCAGAGGACUUUUGGAACCGCUACUAGUUGCAGAGCGUCCAUGGGAGAGCGUGACUAUGGACUUUAUCACUUGUCUACCGAAGUUUGAUGGUUAUGGUACUAUUAUGGUGGUCGUGGAUAUAUUUUCUAAAUAUGCCACCUUCAUGCCCGCCUCACCAGGUUGCACUGCCAAGGAAGCCGCCAAGCUAUUCUUUAAAAACGUGGUGAAGUAUUGGGGCUUACCAAGGCAUAUUAUCAGUUAUCGAGACCCCCGCUCUACUAGGAACUUUUGGAGAGAGUUAUUCAACAUACUUGGCACGGAACUACACUUUUCCACUAGUUUUCACCCACAGACGGAUGGACAGACGGAACGGGUCAAUGCCUUACUGGAAUGCUACUUGAGGCAUUAUAUAAGCGCGUAUCAGAAAGAUUGGGCAAGGCUCCUGGACAUCGCCCAAUUCUCUUAUAACUUACAGCGGAGUGAGUCCACGGGGCGGACACUAUUUGAGCUAGUCACAGGCCAACAACCACAAACUCCACAUUUAUUACCAGUUGCGUUUGAGGGAAAGAGUUUGGGGACUUAUCAUAUGGCCAAAGGAUAG